CGAUGCCUCCCGGUGUUGUAGCCCCGUCUCCACGGAGCUCUCCGGCCCGGUGCUUCUACGCCUUGACACCGUACUUCAUAGAGGACUCCGUCAUCUCCCAGAGCAAGAUUGAUCAGCUGUAAGUUUCCCGUUAAGGGGUCCAGUUGAGCACCUGCUCCCAUCUCUAGCUCCACAUUUUACAUUUACAUUUUAGUAAUUUAGCAGACGCUCUUAUCCAGAGCGACUUACAGUGAGUGCAUACAUUUUUCAUACUCCACCAUCUACCCCAACCGAUUUGCAGUGAGGCAGACAACUAAUGCUACGUUUACAUUUAGCUACAGAUUGUUACACCAGAUAAUGUGAUUUAACCAAAGAUUUUCGGUGUCCAUUACUUACUGGGAGUUACAGGAUAGGUACUGUGGUGUAGCACAGAAUUUUCGACCAACCUUAACUUGGCGAUAACAUCUUCAUAUAUUCUAAAAUGUCGUCGAGUCCAGUUGCAGGUGGUGCGUUUGAAUUUAGCAUUUGCUCCAUAAAGUUGUGUUGUUGUUGCUCCAAGUAACCCACCUUACUUACUUUGCCAUCUUUUCAAUUUCAAAUCUUCUCUCAUUGAUUGAGACCGGUGGGUCCACCCCAAAGUGCUGCAUGUCAUGACACUCACCUGUCUCCAUCAAUGAGAAAAUAUUUGAAAUAUAAUAUUAUUUUGUGAUUUUUUUAAAUAAUGGAGCAUUUUUCUAAAUUCAAACACACCACCUGGAACUGAAGACAGUCAUUUUCAAAGAUGCAUGUUUGGCCGAAUCGAGAACGAAGAUGGUAUCCUUAAGGUUGGUCGAAAAUUCUCUGCGCUACACCAAACAGUACCUAUCCUGUAACUCCCAGUAAUGGAUACCAAAAAUCUUUGGUUAAAUCACAUUGGUCGCCUUCCCUGCUCAGACCUUGCUUGCAUCAACCAAUGGUUGCGUGCUACCCCAUCGACUGUUUCAUCGACCAUAGAGAAUGAUAGAGGCUUCUAGUGUCUAAAAGGCUGUUUUAUCAUGGGCAGCCUCAUUGAGGCUUCCGCCAUUUUAAAGUAGUCAAAGCAGUCAACUGGGUGGGGAUUCCUAUGGGUUGUAACCUCAAUGGCACUGCCCAUGUUGUCACAGACACUAUAAUGGCACAGAUAUAAAGAGCCCUCUAUCUAUCUCUAUGGUCAUCGACUGACAGAUUGCUCUAACAUGUGGUUAGCUGAUAGUUAAAUACCUAUCCAGGCGUUGUCAAAUCUGACAGGCGUCAGCAAUGCCUGGGCAGAGGAACACGGCCAUUAUCUGGUGUAACAAACUGUAGCUAAGUUUACGCAGGCAACCCAAUUCUGAUAUUUUUUCCGCUAUUUGGACUUUUGACCAAUCACAUCAGGGUCACUUUCCCCUGCUCAGACAUUGCAUGCAUCAACCAAUGGUUGCGCGCCACGCCAUCAACUGUGUAAUCAACUGACGGAUUGCAAUAACGUGGUUAGUUGAUCGGUAAAAUAUCUAUCCAGGCUUGUAAAAUCGAGCAUGUUGUCAGUGUUGUUGGGUUUUAAUCUUCUCUAGCAGCCUAAUUGUAACAUUGUAGCUAAUCUUCUCUAGCAGUCUAAUUGUAACAUUGUAGCUAAUCUUCUCUAGCAGUCUAAUUGUAACAUUGUAGCUAAUCUUCUCUAGCAGCCUAAUUGUAACAUUGUAGCGAAUCUUCUCUAGCAGCCUAAUUGUAACAUUGUAGCUAAUCUUCUCUAGCAGUCUAAUUGUAACAUUGUAGCUAAUCUUCUCUAGCAGCCUAAUUGUAAAAUUGUAGCUAAUCUUCUCUAGCAGCCUAAUUGUAGCUAAUCUUCUCUAGCAGUCUAAUUGUACAUAAUCUUCUCUAGCAGUCUAAUUGUAACAUUGUAGCUAAUCUUCUCUAGCAGCCUAAUUGUAACAUUGUAGCUAAUCUUCUCUAGCAGCCUAAUUGUAGCUAAUCUUCUCUAGCAGUCUAAUUGUACAUAAUCUUCUCUAGCAGUCUAAUUGUAACAUUGUAGCUAAUCUUCUCUAGCAGUCUAAUUGUAACAUUGUAGCUAAUCUUCUCUAGCAGCCUAAUUGUAACAUUGUAGCUAAUCUUCUCUAGCAGCCUAAUUGUAACAUUGUAGCUAAUCUUCUCUAGCAGUCUAAUUGUACAUAAUCUUCUCUAGCAGUCUAAUUGUACAUAAUCUUCUCUAGCAGUCUAAUUGUACAUACUCUUCUCUAGCAGGCUAAUUGUACAUACUCUUCUCUAGUAGCCUAAUUGUAGCUAAUCUUCUCUAGCAGCCUAAUUGUAACAUUGUAGCUACUCUUCUCUAGCAGGCUAAUUGUAGCUACUCUUCUCUAGCAGGCUAAUUGUAGCUACUCUUCUCUAGCAGGCUAAUUGUAGCUACUCUUCUCUAGCAGGCUAAUUGUAGCUACUCUUCUCUAGCAGGCUAAUUGUAGCUACUCUUCUCUAGCAGGCUAAUUGUAGCUACUCUUCUCUAGCAGGCUAAUUGUAGCUACUCUUCUCUAGCAGCCUAAUUGUACCUAAUCUUCUCUAGCAGCCUAAUUGUAGCUAAUCUUCUCUAGCAGCCUAAUUGUAACAUUGUAGCUAAUCUUCUCUAGCAGCCUAAUUGUAACAUUGUAGCUAAUCUUCUCUAGCAGCCUAAUUGUACCUAAUCUUCUCUAGCAGCCUAAUUGUAGCUAAUCUUCUCUAGCAGCCUAAUUGUAGCUAAUCUUCUCUAUUAGCCUAAUUGUAGCUAAUCUUCUCUAGCAGCCUAAUUGUAGCUAAUCUUCUCUAGCAGCCUAAUUGUAGCUAAUCUUCUCUAGCAGCCUAAUUGUAGCUACUCUUCUCUAGCAGCCUAAUUGUAACAUUGUAGCUAAUCUUCUCUAGCAGCCUAAUUGUAACAUUGUAGCUAAUCUUCUCUAGCAGCCUAAUUGUAACAUUGUAGCUAAUCUUCUCUAGCAGCCUAAUUGUACCUAAUCUUCUCUAGCAGCCUAAUUGUAGCUAAUCUUCUCUAGCAGCCUAAUUGUAGCUAAUCUUCUCUAUUAGCCUAAUUGUAGCUAAUCUUCUCUAGCAGCCUAAUUGUAGCUAAUCUUCUCUAUUAGCCUAAUUGUAGCUAAUCUUCUCUAGCAGCCUAAUUGUACCUAAUCUUCUCUAGCAGGCUAAUUGUAGCUACUCUUCUCUAGCAGGCUAAUUGUAGCUACUCUUCUCUAGCAGCCUAAUUGUACCUAAUCUUCUCUAGCAGGCUAAUUGUAGCUAAUCUUCUCUAGCAGUGUAAUUGUAACAUUGUAGCUACUCUUCUCUAGUAGCCUAAUUGUAACAUUGUAGCGAUCAUCCCCAUUACAUUAUUUUUUCAGAGAAGGAUGGGCCUCCCCCGUUUGUCUGGGUCCUCUCAAGGUUUCUUCCUUCUACAGUUCCUUCCAGCCACAGCUUGUGUUUGCUCUUUGGGAUCUAGGCCAGGUUACUGUCGGACAACUGUUGAGGACCUUGUUAAAUAAAACGAAUUGAUUGAUCACAUAUUAAUUUGAGUGUUGUGAGUGUGCGGCUGUGUGUUUUACGUAUCAGGAAGGAUGUGUUUGUGAGCAUUGGCAGGCUUCAGGGGGUUUUGUCUUAAUGCUACUUCUUCUUCUCCUCUGUGUGAAAUAACUAACCCACUCACCUGGCUGCUGCUCCCAGAACUGUGACUCAUCCGCCUGUUGGUCAUAAUAACUCCUCUAUGGGGCAACUCUAAGCUGCCACAGUACCAGAGGGAGAUGGUGUGCCUAAAACAUGUAGAACAUGUAUAACAUGUGUAAUGCAGGGUGUGGUAGCUCUUCACUAAGAGAGAAAGUGUCUGUUAGAGGGCAUGAUGUGGGUGUUUCCCCUUUGUACUGUGUGUGAUUGUAUGAGUUUGCUGAGAAUUUAAUCAAAUCAUUAUUCAGUCAGCUGUUAUGUGUGCGCGUGUGUCACUGUAAACGUUGUUGAUCAAUUCAUCCUGUAGCUGUCUGAAACGGUGGCUGUCUGAAACAGUAUCUGACUAGCUGUGUGCACUAUAGUACAGUAGUGUUUAGGUGGGUCGGUUUCAGUGCUGUGUCUGUCAGCCAGACUGUCCACUCAGCACUUUACUCUCUCUCGGUCUCAGUCUCUCUCUCUCUCUCUCUCGGUCUCUGUCUCUGUCGGUCUCUCUCUCUCGGUCUCUGUCGGUCUCUCUCUCUCGGUCUCUCUCGGUCUCUGUCUCUCUCUCGGUCUCUGUCUCUCUCUCUCGGUCUCUGUCUCUCUCUCGGUCUUUGUCUCUCUCUCGGUCUUUGUCUCUCUCUCGGUCUUUGUCUCUCUCUCGGUCUUUGUCUCUCUCUCGGUCUGUGUCUCUCUCUCGGUCUCUGUCUCUCUCUCGGUCUCUGUGUCUCUGUCUCUCUCUCGGUCUCUGUGUCUCUCUCUCUCUCUCUCGGUCUCUGUGUGUCUCUGUGUGUCUCUCUCAGUCUCUGUGUGUGUCUCGGUCUCUGUGUCUCUCUCGGUCUCUGUGUCUCUCUCUCUCUCUCUCUCUCUCUCUCUCUCUCGGUCUCUGUGUGUCUCUCUCUCUCGGUCUCUGUGUCUCUCUCUCUCUCUCUCUCUGUCUCUGUGUGUCUCUCUCGGUCUGUGUGUGUGUGUCUCUCUCUCUCUCUCUCUCUCUCUCGGUCUCUGUGUGUCUCUCUCUCUCUCUCUCUCUCUCGGUCUCUGUCUCUCUCUCAGUCUCUCUCUCGGUCUCUGUCUCGGUCUCUGUGUCUCUGUCUCUCUCUCGGUCUCUGUCGGUCUCUGUCUCUCUCUCGGUCUCUGUCUCUCUCUCGGUCUCUGUCUCUCUCUCGGUCUCGGUCUCUGUGUCUCUGUCUCUCUCUCUGUCUCUGUGUGUCUCUCUCGGUCUCUGUCUCUCUCUCGGUCUCUGUCUCUCUCUCGGUCUCUGUCUCUCUCUCGGUCUCUGUCUCUCUCUCGGUCUCGGUCUCUGUGUCUCUGUCUCUCUCUUGGUCUCUGUCUCUCUCUCUCUCUCUCUCGGUCUCUGUCUCUCUCUGUGUCUCUCUCUCGGUCUCUGUGUCUCUCUCUCGGUCUCUGUGUCUCUCUAUGUCUCUGUCUCUCUCUCGGUCUCUGUGUCUCUCUCUCGGUCUCUGUGUCUCUCUAUGUCUCUGUCUCUCUCUCGGUCUCUGUGUCUCUGUCUCUCUCUCGGUCUCUGUGUCUCUCUCGGUCUCUGUGUCUCUCUCUCUCUCUCUCUCUCUCGGUCUUUGUCUCUCUAUCUCGGUCUCGAUCUCUCUGUCUCGGGUGGGAUGGUUUUGGCCUGUUGACAACACCAGAUGGUAAGUUCCAAACCUCUCUGCAAAUAACAGCUAUUUUUCAGUUUUCCACUCCCUACUCAGACCACUCUGACAAGGUAUUUGUGUUUAUUUUUGACCAUUUUAAUUGAAAACAUCACAGUAAGGUACUUAAUUGUUAGCCAUAAAUUAUUUGAUAUUGAGAUUAAAACGGAUGCAUUUGAUCUUUAAAUCUUAUAUUGCAGUGCAUUUACAUAAAAAAACAAAAACAUUUUGGGCGAAUAGUAUUGAGUUAAAAUGUAUAAUUGGUGGAGUACUGUGGAUACCAAUAUCCCUGAGAGCCUCCCAGGCCCAUGCUGCCCAGGGUUAAGAACAUACAUUGGAGAUUAAUAAUAUUACAUUGUAUUACACACGUUAAACAUAUUCCACGGAUCCGUUGGCCAAAAGUUGUUUCAUCUGUUAGUAAUAUUCAUAAAAAUGAAAUGUAAUAUAUUCUUAGAGAACCCCUGCUGUAAUAAAAUGUUAAAACGCUUUCAUGUGUUUCCUGAUGUGCAGCUACAUGUCCUUAUGGGUUAGUAAACCAUAGAAAUAUAAUAACUAUCUUCUAUGUGUUUGCGCCUAAAGUUCUAUAAAGGCCAAAGCCAUAAGCUAGUGACUGCAGUAGAGAGAGAGAGAGAGAGAGAGAGAGAGAGAGAGAGAGAGAGAGAGUGGCUGAAUGAAGCGUCAUAGAGGAGGAGGGUCAAGUUCAAAGGUGGCCGUGCUGCGGUCUCACACAUACUGUUUUCUUGACCUCCUGUGUCUUUAAGCUCCUCUCACGCUCACUGUCACUCUCUCUCUCACACACACACACACACACACGCACGAGCACGUCCAGUACAGUUAAGUCUCCACAGAAUUGGAAGCAGCUGUGUGUUUGUUUGGAAGCACAUUUCCGCGUGCGUCAUCUGUCUCUUGUGUGUGUCCAUGUUAUGGAGGAUGGUGUGUUGUCACGAUAAAGGAAAACAUUUGUAUUGCCCAGGUUAAAACUCCAUAGAUUCAGAGUAUGAAAAAAAUGUAUUUUCUCUACAGAAACGGUGUGUUGUGUAACGUGUGGUAGAGAACAUGGCAGAGGUAUUUAGUGUUUUGGUCUGAAAGCUCAGAUUUCACUGCCCCUUGCACUGCUGCAGACCCAUACUGUAGCUAAGGGUUUCCCACACAGCUGAUUUCAAAUAAUCAACUCAUCAUCAAGCUUUGAUUAUUUGAAUCAGCUGUGUAGUGCAAGGGCAAAAAAUAAACCGCGAACCCAGGGGGGACCCCAGGACCGAGUUUGGGAAACACUGCUGUAGCUUCAGUUCUGUAUUCUACUGCAGACCAGUACUGUACCUUCAGUUCUGUAUUCUACUGCAGACCAGUACUGUACCUUCAGUACUGUAUUCUACUGCAGACCAGUACUGUACCUUCAGUACUGUAUUCUACUGCAGACCAGUACUGUACCUUCAGUACUGUAUUCUACUGCAGACCAGUACUGUACCUUCAGUUCUGUAUUCUACUGCAGACCAGUACUGUACCUUCAGUUCUGUAUUCUACUGCAGACCAGUACUGUACCUUCAGUACUGUAUUCUACUGCAGACCAUUACUGUACCUUCAGUUCUGUAUUCUACUGCAGACCAGUACUGUACCUUCAGUUCUGUAUUCUACUGUAGACCAGUACUGUACCUUCAGUUCUGUAUUCUACUGCAGACCAGUACUGUACCUUCAGUUCUGUAUUCUACUGCAGACCAGUACUGUACCUUCAGUUCUGUAUUCUACUGCAGACCAGUACUGUACCUUCAGUACUGUAUUCUACUGCAGACCAGUACUGUACCUUCAGUACUGUAUUCUACUGCAGACCAGUACAUUAAUGCCUUUUAGAACUGAGUGAGGCCAGUUUCAGCCUGCAGGAUAAAACUGCUGUUCUCAGCAGAGAACAUGAAAGCCCACCACAAGUAGACAGAGUUGGGAGUACACUAGAUUACUUUACAGAGUGCUUGUCCCAAAUGGAACCCUAUUCCCCAUAUAGUGCACUACUUUUGUCCAAAGCCCUAUGAGCCCUGGUCAAAAGUAACAUUGGGACGCAGCCAGUGAGUAGGCCUAGUCCUCUGUACUGUUAAGUCAUAUUUCUGAUUUUAAGAUAAAGAAAUAAAACAUUUGUCGUUACUGUAGGUAUUCAGUGAUGGGCCUGACAUCCCCAUCACAUCGCUCCGGCCAAACACCACGCCCACUAGCGUUUCUUCCCACGCUUGCACACACACACACACACACGUUCGUUUUAAGAGAACAUCUUCUCACAUUAUGGCACUCCGGAACAGAUCCAUCUAAUAGGUCACACUUUGUCAUCACACAACAACCCAUAUGUAGUGGUGUGCUGGAACCUGGAAAAGAGUCGGGGGCACGGGAUGUUCUGUUUUUGUUCCCCUCUGACUGUUUGCUCUCGCUCUCUAUGGGACCUCUUCUAUUCCCUGUUAUUCCUCAGUUACACUGCCCUGCCUCAGGGCCAGCAGACUGGGGGGUUCUACCAUAAUGAAUAGGAUUGAAUUAGUUUUGGUUGUUGUGAAUGCAUUUUAACACUCUUCCUCCUCUCCAUCGCUCCCUCUUGUCCUGCUACACUUCUCUCUCUCUCUCUCUCUCUCUCUCUCUCUCUCUCUCUCUCUCUGUCUCUGUCUCUGUCUCUGUCUCUCUCUCGCUCUCUUCCAGUAUCAGUGAGAGCUUCCUGACAGUGAAAGGCGCCGCCCUCUUCCUGCCCCGGGGAAAUGGCUCCUCCCCUACCUCCGCCUCCCGGUUCUCUCAGCUCCGCAGCAAACAUGCAGGUACAGUACGGAGUACAGACGUUAUGGGAAACGGAGCAUGGUAGCUUCAUGUCCAGAUCAAUCAAUCAAAUGUAUUUGAUAAAGCUCUUUUUGACGUCAGCAGUUGUCACCAAGUGUUUACCAGUUACCUGGCCUAGACCGCAAAGAGCAAGCAAAGCACGGUGGCCAUGAGAAACUCCCUAAUUCACAUUUCAAUUAGGGGAAAGACGAAUGAAAAUAUGCCAGUGAUAAAGCAUUAGUGUGACAGAGAGAAGACAUUAGCUGAUUUAGCAUUUACUAAUGAGCAGCUAUGCUAAUUAUACUGUAAAUGCCAUAAGGAUGCUAUACCGAGGAAUGGUACAGUGUGGUGGUGGUUAUCAUGGGUACACAUAGAGCGCAGUGUUAAGAGUGUGUGUGUGUGUCUCCAGGUGACCUCCAGCAGCACCUGCAGACCAUGUUCACUCUCCUCCGACCAGAGGACAACAUCAAACUGGUGAGCACACACACCUGCAUGAUCAAGAUCUGGUCUUCACACUUCCUUUUCUUUACUCUCUCUGUACUUCUCUCCUUCCCUCUCUCCUCUCUCUAGGCUGUACGGUUGGAGAGUACCUUAUACCAGGGGACUCGCUACAUGGUGGUGGUCUCCACUAACGGCCGCCAGGACACAGAGGAGAGCCUGGUGCUGGGCAUGGACUUCAGCCCUGCAGACAGGUGUGUGUGCGUGUGUGGACUCAGAGAUCGUAUUGAGCAUGGACUAUCGUAGAGCAACGUGGUGUAGUAACACAAGCUUAUUUUGUGUGGCUCUUCCAGCUCGUGCUCGGUGGGGCUGGUUCUCCCCCUAUGGAGCGACUCACUGAUACACCUGGAUGGAGACGGGUAAGAAUGUCUCUCUCACAUACACACCACACUGACAGGAACACGCUCAUCUCCACAGAUGUGUGGUUCAGAGGAGUUUGAGGAAAAAGGGACCUUUUGUAAAUUCUUGAGUGCUUAUUUGACUCUCUCUCUCUCAGGGGUUUCAGUGUGUCCACUGAUAACAGGAUCCAUGUAUUCAAGCCUGUGUCAGUGCAGGCCAUGUGGUGAGUAUAUUUGUUACUGGUUUGUUUCCACUAUGCUAGCUUUAAUGUCUGAUACACCUCUUCUUUGUUAUUUUACCUUGAUCUUCUCAUCAAUGUCACAUUCUCACCCCCUUCUACCCGCUGUCUCUCCAUCCCUCUCUCCUCUCUCCUCUCCCAGGUCUGCUCUGCAGUCGCUCCACAAGGCGUGUGAGGUGGCUCGUUGCCAUAACUACUACCCCGGCAGCCUGUUCCUGACCUGGGUCAGCUACUACCAGAGCCGGGUCUCCUCUGACCAAUCACGCAUCAACGAGUGGAACGCCAUGCAGGACGUCCAAUCACAUCGUGCCGACUCUCCCGUGCUGUUCUCUGGCAUGUGAGUGUCACAAACACACUACAUAACGUGUGGGACUCUUUUUUUUUUUUUUUUUUUUUUUUUUUAACUAUGCAAGUCAGUUAAGAACAAAUUCUUAUUUACAAUAACGGCCUACCCCGACCAAACCCGGACGACGCUGGGCCAAUUGUGUGCCGCCCCUAUGGGUUGUGAUAUAGCCUGGAAUCGAACCAGGGUCUGUAAUGACGCCUCUAGCACUGAGAUGCAGUGCCUUAGAUCGGGAGUGUUUUGCCAUGUGUAAUCACUACAUUGGAAAUGUUAAUCACUUGAGGUCCCAUGAUAAACACAUAAAAACCGAUGCACAGUAAAACAAAACGUGUGUAGCUCCUAGCUACAUGUAUUGUUCAGAUGUUGACUGAGCUACAACCAGCACCACGAGUCUUCCCAUAACGUUUUGCAAAGAGCUCAUGUACAAGCUCUGGUCCUCAGGGCUAACUAUCUGUCAUGAAUCAAGUUCUUGUUUAACUGUCUAAUUGGGUGAACGUGGAUUAAGAGGGAGGAUUUUAACAUCAGUGCUGUUUCUAUGGACCUGAAAGUGACCUUGAAAUAGUUAUUGUUGAAAUCUCACGGUGGUGCUGGAAAUGUAACAAGCUAGCACAGAGCCACUGUUACAUUCCCUGAGCUGUUUUACCACAGUCGUGUCCACUACACAACGCACACGCCACUACACAUUCACAGGUAUAUACCACACAAUAUUAUAUACCUCUGGUUUAUGGCCUGAAAAAGGGUGGAGGUGGGAGGGGUUAAGAAAGAAAGAUGGAAGGGUCCGCGUCUCGUUUGAAGUCAAGGAGGGAGGGUGAUCUCACACACUUCCACUGCCUGCUGUGUGUUUCCAGGCCGACAGAGAGAGAGAGGACGGAGCGGCUGAUCAAGACUCGUCUGAGAGAGAUCAUGAUGCAGAAAGACCUGGAGAAUGUCACCUGCAAAGAGGUGUGUGUGUGUUCAGAACAUGCUGUCAUAGGUUAUAGAUUCUCUGUUAGUCCCGUGGUGGAAAUGCACGUCGUGUGUAUGAGCAUUUAACCCGUGUGUUCUGUCCAGAUCCGCACAGAGCUGGAGGUGCACAUGGUGUGUAACCUGUGUGAGUUUAAGGAGUACAUAGACAACGAGAUGAUCCUGAUCCUGGGCCAGAUGGACAGUCCCACUGAGAUAUUCGACCAUGUUUACCUGGUAGGUCUGUCUGUCUGUCUGUCUGUCUGUCUGUCAGUGAGGGUCCCAGUGAGUAUGAUGAGGGGUUAACAUGGCGCCAGGUGCAUCACCAGGUUGUGGUUACUGACUGUACACAUCUGUUGAACCUGUACUGUUUACCUGGUAGGUAGAUUUGUCUGUAGGUCGGUCUGUCUGUCUGUCUGCCUGCCAUUCUCUUCUCUGAUUCUAUCCCUGUCUUUUCUCUUUUAAUACUUAACGCUGUAGUACUUAACGCUGUAGUACUUAACGCUGUAGUACAUAACGCUGUAGUACUUAACGCUGUAGUACUUAACGCUGUAGUACUUAACGCUGUAGUACUUAACGCUGUAGUACUUAACGCUGUAGUACUUAACGCUGUAGUACUUAACGCUGUAGUACUUAACGCUGUAGUACUUAACGCUGUAGUACUUACUGUGUAACUGGUUAUUAUUGUUGCCAAUUAAACCGACUUCCCCUGACCUAAAAGUGUAAAGGGACAUUGGGGGAAAAAAAGCUGGACUGGAGUGGAACUGAUCUCAUAGUGUUUUUGUUUCCCUACAGGGCUCUGAGUGGAAUGCAUCCAAUCUGGAGGAGCUGCAGAACAGUGGGUAAGGCCUGUUCUGGAGAACUACUACUCCCAUACUGCACUGCUCAUAAAAUUCAAAACCUCAAUUCUAUUUACAUUGCCUACACAUCUAUAAUGACAACCUGUCCACAUCUCUCUCUUUCCCUUCCCUCUUUUUCUCCCUUCCCUUCAUUCCUUCCCCUACGUAUCCUUCCCCCUCUCCCUCCCUCCCCAUCCUACCCCCCUUUCUCGCUCUCCUCCCUCCCCAGUGUGCAGUAUAUUCUGAACGUGACAAGGGAGAUUGACAACUUCUUCCCAGGUGUGUUUGAGUACCAUAACAUCCGUGUGUAUGAUGAGGAGGCUACAGACCUGCUGGCCUACUGGAACGACACCUACAAGUUCAUCUCCAGAGCCAAGUGAGUCACUACUGGACUGGCCGACUGAGUCUGACCUCUGUGGACUUUAGGCGCUCUCUCUCUAUCGCUCUCUUUCUCUCAACUCUCUCGCUCUCUUUCCCUCAACUCUCUCGCUCUCUUUCCCUCAACUCUCUCGCUCUCUUUCCCUCAACUCUCUCGCUCUCUUUCCCUCAACUCUCUCGCUCUCUUUCCCUCAACUCUCUCGCUCUCUUUCCCUCAACUCUCUCGCUCUCUUUCCCUCAACUCUCUCGCUCUCUUUCCCUCAACUCUCUCGCUCUCUUUCCCUCAACUCUCUCGCUCUCUUUCUCUCAACUCUCUCACUCUCUUUCCCUCAACUCUCUCGCUCUCUUUCCCUCAACUCUCUCGCUCGCUUUCUCUCAACUCUCUCGCUCGCUUUCCCUCAACUCUCUCGCUCGCUUUCUCGCUUUCUCUCAACUCUCUCGCUCGCUUUCUCUCAACUCUCUCGCUCGCUUUCCCUCAACUCUCUCGCUCUCUUUCCCUCAACUCUCUCGCUCGCUUUCUCGCUUUCUCUCAACUCUCUCGCUCUCUUUCCCUCAACUCUCUCGCUCUCUUUCUCGCUUUCCCUCAACUCUCUCGCUCUCUUUACCUCAACUCUCUCGCUCGCUUUCUCGCUUUCCCUCAACUCUCUCGCUCUCUUUCCCUCAACUCUCUCGCUCGCUUUCUCGCUUUCUCUCAACUCUCUCGCUCGCUUUCCCUCAACUCUCUCCCUCGCUUUCUCGCUUUCUCUCAACUCUCUCGCUCUCUUUCCCUCAACUCUCUCGCUCGCUUUCUCUCAACUCUCUCGCUCGCUUUCCCUCAACUCUCUCGCUCGCUUUCUCGCUUUCUCUCAACUCUCUCUUUUUCUCAACUCGCUUUCUCUCAACUCUCUCCUCUUUCUCUCAACUCUCUUUCACUCUCUUUCACUCACGUCUUUCUCAUCUUUCUAGAGAUGGUCUGUAUUUCUCUCCGCCAUCUUUCUAUAUCUGUCUCUCCCAUCUUUGUCUGUCUCUCUAACCUCUCUUAUCUCUGUGCUCCUAUAUCAGUCCCUUAACCAGUUCUAGAGUCUGUGUGUGUGUGUGUGUGUUAAAUAAUGUGUCGGUCUGUGUCCCUGUAGGAAAGCGGGAGCUAAGUGUCUGGUGCACUGUAAGAUGGGUGUGAGUCGCUCUGCCUCCACGGUGAUAGCCUACGCUAUGAAGGAGUACGGCUGGGACCUGGAGAGAGCAUUCAACUACGUUAAGGAGCGACGUGCCGUCACCAAACCUAACCCGUCAUUUAUGAGACAGCUAGAGGAAUACCAGGGCAUACUGCUGGCCAGGUACACACACACUGCACUAGCUAACACACGUACACACACCCCAAGACUGCAUUCUCUCUUACUUACACAACAUACCCAGUAAAGACAUUCUAAGCAGAUAUGUUAGUGUUUGAUGAAUGGGGAGGAGACGGGUUAAAGAAGGAUUUUUAUGCCUUGAGACAAUUGAGACAUGGAUUGUGUAUGUGUGCCAUUCAGAAGGUGAAUGGGCAAGACAAAAUAUUUAAGUGCCUUUGAACGGGGUAUGGUAGUAGGUGCCAGGUGCACCGGUUUGUGUCAAGAAUUGCAAUUGCACAUUCAACAGUUUCUUAUGUAUAUCAAGAAUGGUCCACCACCCAAAGGACAGGAGGAACCUACCAGAAAUGAGUAAUUAAUAUAUAUCUCUUCUCUCUAUUCCCUCUUUCUUUGUCUUCUUCUGUCACUAUUCCCUCUCUCCACUCCCCUCUCUCUCCACUCCCCCCCUCUCGCUCCACUCCCCCCUCUUUCUCUCUACUCUCCCCCCUCUCUUUCUCUCGCUCUCCCUCGAUCUCUCUUGCUCUCCACUACCCUCCCCCUCUCUCUCUCUCCACUUCCCCCUAUCGCUCUCUCCACUUCUCCCUAUCGCUCUCUCCACUACCCUCUCCCCCCUCUUUCUCGCCCCCCUCUCUCUACUACUCGCCCCCCUCUCUCUCCCCUCUCUCCUCCCCCCCCUCCCCCAGUAAGCAGAGGCACAACAAGCUGUGGCGUUCCCACUCAGACAGUGACCUAUCAGAGCACCACGAGCCGCUGUGUAAGACCGCCCAACACCCCCACACCCUGGGCCGCUCCGAUCCCCGUAACCAGGGUAACAGCCCCGCCACCCCCUCACUGCAGGAGCUGCUGCAGCCGCUGGGCACCCCCUCCAACACGGGGCAGGUGGUGCAGUCCAUCUCUGAGUGUGGGACCCCCUCUAGUGCAGGGAAGGUGGUACAGUCCAGUAGCCAGCCCAAUACUACUGCUACCCAAGAGAAUAACAUGGACACUAACCAGAAGACUAGGACUGAAGCUCUGUUGACCUCCACAACUGGAGACCAGUCAGUAGGCACUGGGGACCAGUCUGCUCCUACUGGCGACCAGUCUGCUCCUACUGGCGACCAGUCUUCUCCUACUGGCGACCAGUCUUCUCCUACUGGCGACCAGUCUGCUCCUACUGGCGACCAGUCUGCUCCUACUGGCGACCAGUCUUCUCCUACUGGCGACCAGUCUUCUCCUACUGGCGACCAGUCUUCUCCUACUGGCGACCAGUCUGCUCCUACUGGCGACCAGUCUGCUCCUACUGGCGACCAGUCUUCUCCUACUGACGACCAGUCUGCUCCUACUGGCGACCAGUCUUCUCCUACUGGCGACCAGUCUUGCUCCUACUGGCGACCAGUCUUGCUCCUACUGGCGACCAGUCUGCUCCUACUGGCGACCAGUUGCAUCCUAUGCGCCAGUCUUCCCACUGGCGACCAGUUCUCCUACUGCGCCAGUUCCGCUCCUACUGGGACCAGUAUUCCCUACUGGCACCCCAGUCUUCUCCUACGGCGACCAGUUUGCUUCCGACGGCGACAGUCUCUCCUACGGCGACCGUCUCUCCUACGCGACCAGUCUGCUCCUACUGGCGACCAGUCUGCUUCUACUGGGACAUCUGCUAUGGCGACCAGUCUUCUCCUACUGGCGACCAGUCUUCUCCUACUGGCGACCAGUCUGCUCUACUGGCGGACCAGUCUGCUCCUACUGGCGACCAGUCUGCUCCUACUGGCGACCAGUCUUCUCCUACUGGCGACCAGAAGCCUUCACCAGCAACAGUUACUACUGCCUCCACUGGUUCCCAGGCCCAGGGGGAGUCUGUAUGUUCCCCGUCACCCCCUCUCUCCAACGGCCUGUGUGAUUCCGAGGAGGACCCCUCGACCCCGCCUCUCCCCCAGCCGCGGGCGGCCACCGUGGUGCCUGACAUUUCUACGGUAACUGUGGCGGAGACAGUGCCUGUCGGGCGCCCUCACCCACCCCCCUCCCUUCACCACCUCCCCCUCUCCCUUCCAACCCCCUCCGAUGCAGACAAGACUCCGAAAGCCAAGGAGCCGUCCACCACCUUGCCUAAGGAAAAAUACUCUCAGCCACAGGUGACCCCAUCAGUGCUGGAGUCAUCGUCGAUGACCCCGGAAACAAGCACACAAACAGCAGGACCACAAGAGCCGUCCACACCAGUGCCUGACAAGAAACUAGACUGUGACCAGCGGUUACCUGGGGCAUGUUUGGACAGUUCAGCAUCCCAACAACCCUCCAGUAUUGAGGUACUCAUCAUUAGCCAGCCCAGUGCCCCCCCCCAGGACCCUGCUGCCGGGGCGGGGGGGUCCUCGGCUCUCAGCACAGACCACAUCAACUUCUUCAGCGCCAGAGAGAAGUUCCAGGGUCUGACUCAGGACGGGAGGACCCGUUUCCUUUCUGAUCAGGCACUGCAACAGACACCUCAGCCCAUACCCAGGGAUCCAGGACAGGAGCAGCAGGAGGACCCCUCUGCUGUGGCGACUGAGGAGGGAGAGGAGGAGGAGGAGGAGGUCGAGGAGAGGAAGAGGGUGAGACUAUUUUAAUGAUGAAUUUGAUCAAGUCCUGUGACAUGAGUCUUUGCACUGUACUAAAGGCAAUCAGUGUUUCAUUGAUUUUAAAUUUUACUAUCUGUAGUUGCAAUACAACUGUUCCACACAGAACUUGGACUCUUUCAAGUGGAGUAAGCAUGUUCAUACAGAAAUACAGAAACGGACAGUUUAUUACCCCGUUCACGAAAAUGUAUCGCUCCUACAGAGACAGUGAGUCACGUAGCUGUGGCUUGCUAUAUAAAGCAGGCAGACAGGCAUCGAGGCAUUCAGUUACUGUUCGAUUGAAUGGGCAAAACGAGUGACCUAAGCGACUUUGAUCUGGUAUAAUCGUCGGUGCCAGGCGCCGGAUCCAGUAUCUCAGAAACGGCUGGCCUCCUGGGCUUUUCACGCACAAUAGUGUCUAGGGUUUACCGAGAACGAACGGUGCGAUAAACAAAAAACAUCAAGUCAGCGGCAGAGCGGUCGAAGGAGAAUGGCAAGAAUCAUGCAAGCUAACAGGCGGGCCACAAACAGACACAUAAUGGUGCAGUACAACAGUGGUGUGCAGAACGGCAUCUCGGAAUGCACAACUCGUCGAUCUUUGUCACAGAUGGGUUCCACUCCUAUCAGCUAAAAACUGGAUGUCAGAUAGCCUAGUGGUUAAGAGCGUUGGGCCAGUAACCGAAAGGUUGCUGGUUCGAAUCCCCGAACCGACUAGGAGAAAAAUCUGUCUGUGCCCUUGAGCAAGGAACUUAAGCCUUAUUGCUCCUGUAAGUCGCUCUGGAUAACAGCGUCUGCUAAAUCAGGGGUUCCUAAACUUUUUCACUCAGGUCCCACCUUCCAGCAUUGGGUAACAUCCCGCGCACGCGCCACGUCUAUUUCUAUGGGCACAAGCACUGUUCAUAACACAAACUGUUCACACCCUUCUUGUUGGUGGAGAGAGUUUUGCGGGUUAAAGCUUAUUUCCUGCAAUUCUUCAAAUUUUUUCAUGGGGUGCAAAGAACGUUUUGCAGUUUUAAAGCUCAUAUUCUUGCAAUUCUAUAAAUUUUGCCAUGUCUAAUGUGUAUUCAUGUGAUAUUUGAGUGACUAAAAAUGUACAACAAAAUCUAUGGGCAAAAAAACCCCCAAAAUAUUAGCUAAGAUGGGCCCGUCCGAUCUGCAGCAACUGCGUAGUGCACGUUUCUGACUUGUAGAAUCCAUGCCCCAAAGAAUUCUGGAGGCAAAGGCACGUCAGACCCAGUACUAUGUAGAUGGGUGUACCUAAUAGAUUCAGUUGUGAGUUUUGUGUUCUCCGACAUCGCCACCCAGUGAUGUUAGAGGGGAUCUUAAGGAAACUAUCUUUGGCUACCAACUUACAAGAAGACUACAUCUAUUUACUUUCUUUAACUGAUUGCUGUUCUUUUCUCUCUUCUGUCUCUCAGAACAACAUCGUCUCUGUUCACCUCAUAGUCACAGAACUGGAGUCCUUGAUGCACACUGUGAUCCCUCCCCCUGGCCCUCCCAGCCAACAUGAGCCUACUGCUUCCCAGGACCAGGAAGUGGGUCAGUCAAACCAGGAAGUAGAGGGCAAAGAUGCAGAGUCACAGCAGGAAGUGGAGGAUAUCAAAGAGGAAGUGAAGGACAAAGCAGAAGAGAUGGAAGCAGUCUCCAACUCUCCUCCCGCCCCUCACUCUGGUGAUUGGGCGUUGGGCUCUGUGCGCCGCGUCACCCAACAGCUGGAGCAGCGAAUGAGGCACGACUCCCCUUCCCCACCUCCACCUUCCCUCCACCCGACCCACCCCCAUCGUCGCUCCCCUCUCUUCCCUCACUCAAGAGAACACUCCCCUCCUGCCUCUCACCCCCUCCCAGAGACAAACUCCAACCCCCAGAAUGCACCACUCUGCCUGCAGGGGUCAGAGGUCAGCACUAUGCAGGAAAAGGAGGAGGAUGGGGGCUGUAGUCCUAUGGAAGAUGGAGGACAGGAGGCUUGGAGAGAAGGUUUACAUGAAGACAGUGGCCAAACGCACAAACACAACAUUACUGAUGGCAGCCUUGUAUCUACCUUCCACCUUCCACCCAUCACCCCUCUCCACCCUACCCCCAUCACCCCUCACCACCCUACCCUACGCUCCGCCCUCGCCCCCCUCUCAUCCAUGGAUAUCCUGUGUCUGGAGGGGGUGACAGAGUUUGAGUCGGGCACAGACUGGGACAGUCCCCCGGGUCGAGGACCCCCCGGUGACAUCAUCAUGAGGGAGACGUGGGAAACUCUGCGGGAGCUGGGGGCGUUCCUUCGCCAGGUGAGCGGGGGCGGAGCCAAGGUGUGUGGGGAAGGUGUGGAGGCGAGGCAGAAGAGGGUCAGGGGUGGCGACCGGCAGAGAGCCAGGGAGGUGGAGGCACGGAUUCGCCAGGCUGGGCUGACCCCGCCCUCCCUGAUGAAGCGCUCUGCCUCAUUGGCUAAGCUGGGCUGCCUAGAGCUGUCGGCCAAUGACCUGAGUGACUGGGAGAUUAGCCCCACCUCUCCGGUGACACCCACUCUGGAAGCCCUCCCUCCUUCGGCAGCAGCUGACGAGUCCUCCAAGAAACUCAGGGUGCUAUUCCACAAUGCCCUGUGUCCUUCUGUCUCCACCAGCAGGCAGGAGUCCCUCAGGAACAGAGCGGAGGGGCCUUGUGAGAGUGGACACACCCCAUCAGAACACUCGCGUUCUCCUACGUCCAAUCAGGGCUGGCAGAAGGGGAAACGUCCUGACUCUGGCCACGCCCCCUUGCUGACGCCCGACCUGAUCUCCGUGGCAACACGACAGCAGUACGGAAGGACACACCCGCUACGCAGGCUGAAGAAAUGGACUGUCAGCACCCUCUACCACACUAUGUGAUCCUCACAGUGUGUGUGUCUGAGAGAGAGAGCGCCAGAGACACAAUGAUGAAAACUGGUUAAUUUCUUUCUGGAACUAUUUGAAAGCUGGUCAAACGCCAGCCACUUCCCCGAGCCCCUCCACCUUCCCUGGCAGAUUGUAGAAAAUCAGAUGGGUCUACAAUAUGCUGGCCUCUGGGAUCAUUGGAAGGCUAGAUGGAUUAUAUUGAUUUAUAGCUAACACAAAGCUUAUCUGUUCAGGGCGAGAGGGUGUUGUGGGCAUCAUGUAUGUAGUGACUUCUAGGAUGUGUAAUGUUUAUUGUUGCAUACUGUAUGUCUGUAGUGUGUUUUUAAAAUCAUUUUAGGAUGUGUGUGUUUAAUAUCUUUUGGAGUCUGAACUGUGUGGGGCAGAAUAUCUCCAUAUGGAUAUUUAUGUUUUUAAAUAAUGUUUGUCACUUUUUUUGCACAUAAUAGGAAGUGUGUGUGUGACUGAAAAGUGCAGUUCUCCCUUCCCUUUCGAUCAGAAAUAACAAUGGGGAGGUUUCUCAAAUGAUGCACUUUACUGUUGUCUUUUUUAUGUAUGGUUCCUACUCUUGGGGAGCAUGCUUAAUGUGAGUUAAAAUUGUGUGUAUUUUAGUGUAAAAAUGAUUUUUGUUUUAAAUCUGUAAAUAUCCUCUUUUUUAUUAUGUGCUUAUUAAACUGUGACCAAUAAAUAAUGACAAC
This is a messenger RNA of Coregonus sp. 'balchen', 19058 nucleotides long. Lineage: Eukaryota; Metazoa; Chordata; Actinopteri; Salmoniformes; Salmonidae. The record is from the annotation of a GenBank genome assembly.